Messenger RNA from Sycon ciliatum, 5112 nucleotides. RefSeq names its product slit homolog 3 protein-like. NCBI's taxonomy places the organism in Eukaryota, Metazoa, Porifera, Calcarea, Leucosolenida, Sycettidae. The coding region runs from base 1 to 4764 and encodes 1587 amino acids. The transcript has 45 exons. The record is from RefSeq and is a predicted model, not a curated record. Gene Ontology annotation, molecular function: protein binding; calcium ion binding.
AUGGUUCCACCCCCGACACACCAGCCCAGGACCACACGUCUCACCCGCCAGGCUGUACGACUAUGCACCGCGCACCCCCAUCAGUUACAGAAUGUUCUUCCUGCCAAUUCCCGGCAAUGUGAGCCGAGCCUUUCCCCACUCCGUCAUCUCAAUUUGGAACCAGCUGCCUUUCUCUAUCAUUCCCCACCCAUUUCACCCAAAGAACAUCCGUCUGCCAUACUGCCAAUGCAAAUAAGUCACCAGGAGUUUGCUGAUGACAUUGUCCUGGACUUCUCUGACUCGGAUAAACACCUUGUGUGCAAUGUUCUCUCAAGUGCUGUCUCGAAACUUGCUGAUUGGCUGUGCAGUAUUGGACUUGUUCUGAACUCGCUAAAACGCAAGUGUUGUUCAUCCAGCCCCGUGGCCGUCCCAGUGCCAUGCCUGGUAUUUAUUGCAACGAUAUUCGUCUGUCAGUCACCACAACAGCUAAGUAUCUUGGAGUCCUUGUGGACGACCAACUCUCUUGGCAACCGCAUGUUGAACAAGCUGUACGCAAAGUGUCUGUUGCUGUGGGACAGCUCUGGCGUCAUGGACGAGCACUGUCAAUCACUGCACGCCGCCUAUGGUACAUACUUGGUGAUGUCCGUUGCUAUGGUGUUCCUGCUAGUAGCAUGGUGUGCACCUUGUUAUGCCGUACCUGACUGUGGACCCUGCACAUGUAUGGACGGAAUUAUCGAAACGUGUCUUGCAAGUACCUUGAAACACAUAUCCCUGGCUGGCAAUAUGUUGACAGGCGUGUCUGCAGGAGCCCUUCAACGCCUCACACCAUUGACUAACCUGUCUUUGGCAAAUAAUAUCUUGACGCAAGUUCCGGAGGAUUUGCUUGAAAACCAGCGAGGUUUGAAGCAUCUGCAUUUGGAAUAUAACGAGCUGUCGCAGCUACCGGGGGCACUGUUCAAAAACCAGGCACUUUUAGGUCGCCUGUCAUUAGGAAAUAACAAACUACGUUCGCUGCCACAGGGACUGUUUGAUCCGUUAAAGAAACUAAAACACCUGCGGUUGGAGAACAACUUACUGACCCAAUUACCCGAUCGUUUGCUUUGGCAUACAAGAAGAUUACGUUCAUUACGCAUAGAUAACAACUCACUUUCAGCGAUACCCACUGGACUGCUCUCCGAAACGACACAACUUGUGAGAUUCAAUGUAUCGUACAACAGGAAUUUAACCAUUGAGCGCGGGUUUUGGACACAUCUACCGUCUGUUACUACGCUAGACUUGUCGCACACCAGCGUGAGGCACAUGCAAAUAAACAACGAAGCAUUCUCACCUCUCGUAGAACUGCUAGACCUGUAUUUGUACGGAGUCUCUCUCUCUUCCCUUGACCAAGGAACAUUUUCGAUGAUACCAAAACUUGUCAACUUGCAUUUUGAUCAUAAUAAUAUAAACACUAUUGGCAGUGGAGCCUUCUCCCAGCUAGGCUCCAUGACACAGCUAAACCUCAACAAUGUGUUUGCCAAGUCAGGGAAUUCCACCAUAGAGGCGUCAGCAUUUACAAACUGGCCAACCCUCACUCAACUGGAUCUGGGACACAAUAAUUUGCAGCAAAUCAGAAAUGGAUCUUUCCAGCUUGAGAACUUAGCUAAUCUGGACCUAAGUGGCAACAGCUUUUCUUCUCUCCAAGGCGGAGUGUUUGACACACUUCCAAAGCUUCGUCACCUGUCCUUGACAAGGUCACAUAUUAUCGAACUGAAUCCUAUUGCCCUGUUUUCUUCCAACAAGGCCCUUGUGAAUUUAGAUCUGUCUUAUAACAAUCUUACUCGGUUUCAGUCCGUGUUCCCAACCUUGCCAGCUCUGAGUGCGCUUGAUUUGUCUCACAAUAGAAUUUCCGCCAUUGAAGCCAAUGCCUUUUCGGCUCUAACAUCUCUUACAGCUCUGAAUCUUUCUGCAAACUCUCUCGUUUCCCUUGACAACGGAGUGUUUUCAAUGAUUCCCAAGCUUGUCAAAUUGAAUAUUGAACUAAAUCCAAUCCAGUAUUUCCGCAGAGGAGCCUUCUCCCAGCUAGCGAGUAUGACACGACUAAAUCUCAACUCACUCCUUACUGAACCAUUAGCUGUAGCCUUGAUUGAAGAGUCAGCAUUUACAAACUGGACAACGCUCACUCGUCUUGAUCUGGCAGACAAUCGCAUUCAAGACAUUCAGGUCGGAGCCUUCCAGCUUGAGAACCUUACCACUCUGGACCUUCAGUUCAGCUCAUUACGCAAUGUUCGACUUGGAGUGUUUGACCAACUUCCACAACUCCAGCGCUUGUCCAUGGGAUUUUCCCCCCUCGGAGUCCUGCCGGCUGGGUUGUUUUCCAAGAACAAGGCCCUUCUGGAUUUAUCCCUGUGUGCUACAAGAAUGCGGGAAUUCCCCGACUUGACAGGGCUUCCAGCGCUCGCAAGAGUGGAAUUGAACCUCAACCAGAUUUCCAACAUCCCUGCAUUACCAGCAAUCCCCUCUCUGACUGCACUCGAUCUAACGGGUAAUGUCAUUUCCACUCUGCAUCCGAGGGCCUUUGUUCAACUGCCAAAGCUGAGGAAUCUAAAACUGGGUGAUAUCACAGUGCUGGACUAUCGACUGUGCCAACUAAAAGUGCCCAGAGAUUUCUCGAAGCGCGAGCGCUUACAAAGCACUGAUGCUGUACUGAACUAUCUUUCAAACACUUUGAAUGCAUCGUAUUGCAAGCAGCCCUGCACCACCUUAUCCUUGGUCAAUAACUGUGCACUCUGUAGUGGUAGUCUUGCCACAUACACAUGCCUAGAUCAUGACGAGUGUCAACAAGGUUCUCAUACCUGCAGUGCCAAUACCAACUGUGCUAACACAGUAGGGUCUUACCGAUGUACAUGCCUAGCUGGGUAUUCAGGAGAUGGCAGGUCUUGCACAGACGUAAACGAGUGUGCCAGCAACACUCACCACUGUGAUAGAAACGCCACGUGCUACAACACAUUGGGAUCUCACACAUGUACUUGCAGCCGUGGAUUCAAGGGAAAUGGAACAUCUUGCGCAGACGUAAACGAAUGUGACCUUGGAACCGAUGAAUGCUCUGAAAAUGAAUUUUGUACAAACUCAAUAGGAGCAUAUAUUUGUGGCUGCAAAUCGGGAUUCGAGAGAAGUCCACACCAUUGCACGGAUGUAAACGAGUGUACCACUAGGACUCACGGCUGUGAUGGAAAUGCCAUGUGCCACAACACAUUGGGAUCGCAUACAUGUACUUGCAGGUCUGGGUUCACAGGAGAUGGAACAUCUUGCACAGAUGUAAACGAGUGUGCCGCUAGCACUCACGGCUGUGAUGGAAAUGCCAUGUGCCACAACACAUUGGGAUCUCAUACAUGUACUUGCAUGUCUGGGUUCACAGGAGAUGGAACAUCUUGCACAGAUGUAAACGAGUGUGUUGCUAGCACUCGCAGCUGUGAUGGAAAUGCCAUGUGCCACAACACAUUGGGAUCUCAUACAUGUACUUGCAGGCCUGGGUUCACGGGAGAUGGAACAUCUUGCACAGAUGUAAACGAGUGUGUUGCUAGCACUCGCAGCUGUGAUGGAAAUGCCAUGUGCCACAACACAUUGGGAUCUCAUACAUGUACUUGCAGGCCUGGGUUCACGGGAGAUGGAACAUCUUGCACAGAUGUAAACGAGUGUGCCGCUAGCACUCGCAGCUGUGAUGGAAAUGCCAUGUGCCACAACACAUUGGGAUCUCAUACAUGUACUUGCAGGCCUGGGUUCACGGGAGAUGGAACAUCUUGCACAGAUGUAAACGAGUGUGCCGCUAGGACUCACGGCUGUGAUGGAAAUGCCAUGUGCCACAACACAUUGGGAUCUCAUACAUGUACUUGCAGGCCUGGGUUCAUGGGACAUGGAACAUCUUGCACAGAUGUAAACGAGUGUGCCGCUAGCACUCAGGGCUGUGAUGGAAAUGCCAUGUGCCACAACACAUUGGGAUCUCAUACAUGUACUUGCAGGCCUGGGUUCACGGGAGAUGGAACAUCUUGCACAGAUGUAAACGAGUGUGUCACUAGCACUCACGGCUGUGAUGGAAAUGCCAUGUGCCAGAAUACUUUCGGAUCUCAUACAUGUACUUGCAGGCCUGGGUUCACGGGAGAUGGAACAUCUUGCGCAGAUGAAAACGAGUGCUUAAGUCGGAGACAUAACUGCAAUGAAAAUUCCAUCUGUUCAAACACGAUUGCAUCCUUUACAUGUGCUUGCAAACCUGGAUUUAUGGGGAAUGGAAUAUCCUGCACAGAUGCAAACGAGUGUGAAAGCCGAAGAGCCAACUGCAGUGCGAAUGCCGCCUGUACAAAUACAUUCGGUUCCUUCAUGUGUAGGUGCAACACUGGAUUCGCCGGAAAUGGAAACACUUGCACCGAUGAGGAUGAAUGCUACGGUGGUGCUCAGUACUGCAACGGAAACUCGAUGUGUUCAAACACACCAGGAUCGUACUUAUGUACCUGCAGAUCUGGGUACAUAGGCAACGGUAUCUCCUGCACUGAUGCAAAUGAGUGUGAGAGCGGUACACACCGCUGUGACGAGAAUUCCUUGUGUACAAACAUGGACGGAUCUUUCACGUGUUCCUGCAAAGACGGAUUUACAGGAAAUGGUGUAUUUUGCACAGUCGAUGGCACUCAAGUGAAGACUGAACAGAAGUAUAAACUGGGCUAUGCCAGCACAGCACCGAAGCAUUCGCCUAACAUGGUGGUACAAGCAGCCUUGAUUCUACUUUUUAGCGUGGCCUUUCUGUACGUGAUGGAAUGAAGAAUUGAAUUGCAGAAUUCUAGUCCUCUGACACAUAAUUAUCAUCUCUUUUUUUUGUCCUGCCCCUGCUCCUUGAUAUGUAUGCUGUCCACUAGUCCCAUUACUAUCUGCUACUUAUGUUGGCUGGUGUAGAUGUGUUCUGAUUUUGAACGCAGUUUUGCGCUAGAAAGAGCACUUUUUCGCAGCCAUUCUUGACAUAGGUUACUUUUGUUUGUUUGAAGUUUUAUUUUACAUCGCAAACCAAACGGACAUUGAUGCCCAAUAUUGUUUUGUUUUGUCCAAUAUUAUGAUUGCGAUAGAAUAAAAAAUAAAAUGACCAGUGCUCUGCAAAAACGAGUUUGUGCUGGA